CAGGCAGGAAGGGGUUAAAUACCUGAAGUGGGCGAAACUCGGUUCACUCCCGACCUUCGAAACCAGCAAGAAGACUGAAACAAACAAAUCCGGAAUGGCCACGGAUUUCACACAGGACUCGGUUUUACGUUUUAUCCAGAGUAGAGGCGGCUCGGUGAGGAAUUCGGACCUGCUACUGCACUUCCGGGGCUUCCUGCGGGAUCAUGCGGAGCAGGUCCAGAACCGCGAACUCUUCAAGAAGUUCGUUAACUCCGUGGCUACCGUCAAACAGGAGCACGGAGCCUCGCACGUCGUUCUCAGGAAGAAAUUCAGAACUUCGGCACCAGUCGGAGGUGGAGGUGGAGGUGGAGGCGCUACUUCCGGGACUGUCGCCGGGAGGACGUCUGAGCCCUCCCCGGAGAAGGCUGCCUUGAACCCGGCGUGGGGCAGAGGGAGGGCUCGGCAGAAAGAGGCGCCAACACCCACUGUGCUGAGUGGAGACGUUGGCAUGAAAAAUGUCUUACCUGUGGCGGGUAUCGUACUCAACAACAACAAUAACGUCCAAACUAAUUUGAACCAGACACCACCACCACUUUAUCAACCUCAACUCUCAGUCCAGAGGGGACCAGAAACCAGAAACCAGUACCCUCAUGUGGGGCCACAGAAGGCGGCCUCGGUUCAACAUAUCAUAGAAACCGAACCCAGUCUUCAUCAGGGUCCGAGUCCUUCUCAGCCACGCCGGGCCAGACACAGGCAGAGCUACAAAACCGCAGUCUCCUAUGAUGAUCAAGAUCAAGAUGAAGAUGAAGGGAUCCAGAUGAGGCCAGGAGGCCAUCUUGGCCCCGUCACUGCCUCCACAACACAUCAGCCUCAGAAUACCGUUCCCAAGAUUUACAUCCAGAAUGUGGAGCAGGGAAAGGGGCCGGGUUUGGGGUCGGGGAAGGAGCUAAGACCACCCAAGCAGAGUUUGGACUUUGCAUGUCUCCAUGAGGAGGUGAUGCCCACCCGACGUAGUCUACCCGCAGAGCGCUCCUUGCCAGAAGUGGAGGAGGAAGGACGGUCCUCGCAUCCUGGAGGUGCUCAGUGGGAUCACAGACAACCUGAGCGGGCGUGGAUGUCUACCAGCCACAACAGCAUCUUCUCGCCUUCAUUUCCUGCUGGCCUCUCCUGUGGUGAUGAUAGGACGCUCUCCGGCCCUGGAGGAGCAGGAUGGAAUGGCAGCGCUGAGAAACCACAGGUGGUGGCAGGUGACCUGAUGGGCGGCGUAAAGAGUGAAGAAGACCUCCAGCGAGCUCAUGGAACAACAAAGCUUGGCUAUGCGGCGCAUCACGCUGACACCAAGGUCACGACAUCCUGGCAUCGCUCGACAGGUGAUCUUUAUGACGACCACGAGUCAAGCGAUGGCUCCACUUCUUCACCGGCGGCCCAUCAGCGGCCGACCCUCGCCAGACGUGUCAGCAGUCGGCUACGAGGCAGAAUGUGCCGCAGCGUGGGCGCCGACCUGGACCAGCUGCUCCACGACGAGGCCGCUCCGGCCAGAGCUGGAGGGAACGAAGCGGCGCGACUGAACCGCCUCCAUCGGAUCUCGUCCUCGCUGAGCCUCCGCUACAACCUGUCAUCCUCGUCGCUGUCGUCCUGCUCCACGCCGUCCCGCUGCAACAGCCUCGCCGACCUGGCGGAGGGGGCGGAAGCGACAGGAAACAGUCCUCCGGCAGCAACCAGCACUCAUCAUGAAAGCCCCAGCAGACAGUCGUUGGUUCCUCUGGAGCCCAAGGAGCAUGCCUGGCUGGUAAAGGGGGCAGCGGGGGCGUGGCCAGACAUCUACUCCCUGUUCAGGGAGGACCCCUCCCUUCUCAACAGACGAGACUUCAUUUCCGGCUUCACUGUGCUGCACUGGAUUGCCAAACACGGCGACCACCGAGUCCUCAACACCCUGUGGUAUGGAGUCCAGAAGGCAGGCUCCACCUUUGACAUUAACGCCCGGUCAUCAUGCGGCCAAACACCUCUUCACAUCGCCGCCAUGCACAACAACAAGAACAUGAUCCGCUUGCUGGUCAACAAGUUCCACGCGGACGUGAAGCUGAGGGAUACGGCGGGGAAGAAGCCCUGGCAGUACCUGAGCCACAGCGCACCCGCGGAUGUGGCGCACAUGCUGGGAGCGCCCAUGCCCGCGGCCAGGCGAGGAGAAGGAGGCACCCCGAGUGCAGACCACAGCGGUGAACAGAAGCCUCAUCGCCGCCAUCGCCGCCAUCACCUGUCCUCUGCGUCUUCGGGAGAAAGACCCAGGACCGGCUCAGGUGCCAAAGUUAAACGAUCAACAUCAAUCGCGGCGUUCCUAAAACACAAAUCACUGAGUCGCUUCCACGGAUAUAAAUCCGAUGGCUGACGGUUCACUGCAGGAGUGAAAUACCGUGACUAAUCGCUCACUCACGGUGCAACUGAAAUGGGUAUUAACACAAUGCUUACACACCAACACACAUGCAACAUUUUAUAGUACUCAUUUAGGAUCCGCAAGGCAUGCUGGACAGCCCACACAGGUAAGUUACCCAGCAUGAUUUGCGGGUUAUAAAUGGCUAAAAUAUUGUUUUGCAUGAAUAUUAGUGUGUGAGCAUCUAUUUCCAUACCCUUGUAGUUGAUGUAUCGCAGGGUAGCCACAUUGUGUUAACGUUUUAUUUCUGGUUGAACCGUGAAAAAGGCGAUUUGAUGACCUCCAGUGGUUUGGACUCUCAAGUACUGGCAAAUACUGGCAGUUGGACUGUGCAACCAAACCUCAAAGCAGAUGGCGCCGGACAUUCGUGCAAAUGUCCGCCUCUCUGUCGUGUUGAUGUUGGAUGUAGCAAGUGUGUUGAUGUGAGGAAGUACGUAACGGGUGAAAAACUCCAAAGGUGUCGCACAUAAACGGUAGAACAGGUGCAUGCUAACUUGAACUGAAAAGCCAAAGGAUUCGAGAGGAGCCAUUUUGAUAUUUAAAAUAUCGUCAGGCUAAAAAAAAAGUCCCUACAGUCGCUGGUGAGUUUUGGUAUUGAUUUUACCGUACAGUAUUUGUACAGUCACUUCAUAUUAAAUGACAAAUGAACGUG
Molecule: messenger RNA, 3059 nt
Organism: Doryrhamphus excisus (bluestripe pipefish)
Lineage: Eukaryota; Metazoa; Chordata; Actinopteri; Syngnathiformes; Syngnathidae
Gene: sowahb
Product: sosondowah ankyrin repeat domain family member B
Molecular function (GO): protein binding
Source: RefSeq, a predicted model, not a curated record